AUGUUGGAUGAAAAUCACCAUCUGAUACAAUGCAUCAUGGACUAUCAGAGCAAGGGCAAAACAGCAGAAUGUACUCAAUACCAACAAAUCUUACACAGAAAUCUGGUUUACCUGGCCACCAUAGCAGACUCUAAUCAGAAUAUGCAGUCCUUGCUGCCUGCUCCACCGACACAAAACAUGAACCUCGGCCCAGCUGGAAUGAGUCAGAGUGCCUCCAAUCAGUCUCUCCAUUCACAGAGCAACCUCAGUGAUGCAAUCAGCACGGGGCUUCCAACAUCAUCUCUCAUGCAGAGCCAAAUUAGCAAUGGUCCCAACCACGUGUCUAUGCAGCAGUCAGGUCAGAGUACCAUGCCCACGACUUCCCUGAGCAUGACUCUCAGUAGCCAUGGAACUGGGCCCAGUUAUAGCCACACGGUGCCUGCAUCUCAGAGCGUUGCCAUGCAAGGCCAGGGAUCGAUUGGCAACUACGUCUCGCGAGCAAAUCUCAGCAUGCAAUCCAACCCAGUUUCCAUGAUUCACCAGCAAGCAGCAACAUCCCAUUACAACUCUCCGCAAGCGGGAACCCAACAUUACCAAGGGCAGUCUUCCAUUGCCAUGAUGAGCCAGAGUAAUCAAGGAAACAGCCUCAUGGGGCAGCGGCCAAUGGGCUCUUACCGAGCUUCACAGCAAGGUUCUUCUCAGCAGUACAUGGGUCAGGAGGAAUAUUAUAGUGAGCAAUACAGUCAUGGACAAGGAUCUUCAGAACCCAUGAACCAGCAAUAUUAUCCUGACGGUAAUGGUGCUGAACAGGGAGAGAUACUUUUGCUGUUUUGUGUGUGUGUGUGUGUGUGUUUUCCAGGACCUGCCCAAGGAACAUCAACGCAGUAUUCCAGCUACCAACAAGGACAGGGCCAACAGUAUGGAAGCUAUAGAGCUUCACAAACCGGCCCAUCUGCGCAGCAACAGAGGUCUUAUGGCUAUGAACAGGGCCAGUAUGGAAACUAUCAGCAAUAAAAAUGACAAGCGCCUGUGUCAAAUUUGUUUCAAUAUUUAUGUCCAUUUUUUUGGAACUUGGAUGUAUGGGCAAGUCUUUUUUUUUUCUUCUUCCCUCUUCUUCUUUUUAAAAUGAUUGAUGAUUGAUGGAUCGUAAGAUGUUGGAUACCGCUGUAGCACAAAGAAGCAUUUGUAUGUGAAAUAGUAUUCAUUUCAUGCUGGAUAUGAAACAGUGCACUACAGUACUGGCAAUGAGGUGAUGUUUGAAUGGUCUGGUACACUUUUGUGCUGUUGUUAAUAAUCCUUGCAGAGGUUCUUUCGUCACUUGUUCCCACUUCCUCUUUCGACGUACGAAACCCAUUCGAGAAACCAAGAGGUCCCACAGCUUCUGUUGACCUGAUGAUUAUUAUUAUUUUCACAAGAUCAUCGACAACCUUAGCAUCCUUCAGAUCGGAUGGACCACCACGCAGCUGGAAGAUGUUUGUGGGUUGUGUGACAAGCACGUCACUGAAUAUAUCUCGUGUUUUCUGUUCACCCAACUGGUUCGGCAUCGGAAUAUCCCAACCCGGAAGUGUUUCAGCUAUUCCGGGUGCACUUCCUUUGAAUUGCAUUGGUCUUUUGUUAGAUUUUAUUCGGGCUCAAGGUAUUCUGAAAAGUAUUUAAUUGAGCUAUGAUUAAAACCACAGCUACUGGUGGCACAAUGG
Molecule: messenger RNA, 1676 nt
Organism: Notechis scutatus (mainland tiger snake)
Lineage: Eukaryota; Metazoa; Chordata; Lepidosauria; Squamata; Elapidae
Source: RefSeq, a predicted model, not a curated record